Messenger RNA from Stegostoma tigrinum, 565 nucleotides. RefSeq names its product cytochrome b-c1 complex subunit 6, mitochondrial (gene uqcrh). Gene Ontology annotation, biological process: mitochondrial electron transport, ubiquinol to cytochrome c. NCBI's taxonomy places the organism in Eukaryota, Metazoa, Chordata, Chondrichthyes, Orectolobiformes, Stegostomatidae. Bases 90 to 344 code for a protein of 84 amino acids. The record is from RefSeq and is a predicted model, not a curated record. The transcript is spliced from 4 exons.
GUCUUUAGUUGCGACGUUGACCCAGGCCGCUUGAGCAUGCGCUGUUUCGUUCCCCGGGUCUGAGUGGAAGGUCGCUAUGGGUUUCGAGGAUGAGGUGGUGUUGGCGGGGGGACCUGAGGAAGAAGAGGAAGAAGAAGAAGUUGUGGUAUGAUCCCAUGAUAGCAAUCAGGGAACGGUGUGAGCAGAUAGAAAAGUGUGUGAAACUACGAGAAAUAUUGGAUUCCUGUACAGAACGAGUGAGUUCUCGAUCGCAAACAGAAGAAACCUGUACUGAGGAACUGUUUGACUUUUUGCAUGCCCGGGACCAUUGUGUGGCUGAAAACAUCUUGAGUAAAUUAAAGUGAAGCCCAGUGCCCUAGGAACUCCGAAUGUUUCUUGAUUCAAAUUUUGUGGAUAUUUAGUUACUCACUGAGUAAUAACUGUUUGUGAGAAAUGAAUCCUUUUGUCCAUUGUACAAUGGUUCAGGCAUUGCCUUUGUCAAAUGUUUACUGUUUAUGUGAUUGAAUUUGGAGCCAGUCAUUGUUUAGGUAUUCUUGACAUUAUAAAUAAAUUUAUUGAACUGAAA